This is a messenger RNA of Dentiscutata erythropus, 366 nucleotides long. The record is from the annotation of a GenBank genome assembly. Lineage: Eukaryota; Fungi; Glomeromycota; Glomeromycetes; Diversisporales; Gigasporaceae.
AUGAAAGUUAAUAAAAAAACAUUUCUUCAAGAAAUUAUAACUAGUUCAAAAUCUAAAAAAGAACUUAUUAAGAAAUUAUCAAGAGAAGACCCCGAAUACUUGAUAGAGAAUUUAAAAAAUAUUGAAUAUGUUGCUAAUAUAAUUUAUGAAACACCGAAAAAUGUUAAUAAUAAAGAAAGUGAAAGUGAAAAUGAUAAUAAUGAAGAAUUACUAAAGAAAAAAACAAAAAAAAGUCCAACUCCAUAUAAUAAUUUUGUUAAAAAAGAAUAUCCUAAACUUAAAGAUGAUUAUGAACAUGACCAGAUAUUGAGAGUAAUUGGUACUAGAUGGAAAACAAGUCCUAAGAAUCCUAAAAAUAAUUCUUAA